Molecule: messenger RNA, 7632 nt
Organism: Pelmatolapia mariae (spotted tilapia)
Lineage: Eukaryota; Metazoa; Chordata; Actinopteri; Cichliformes; Cichlidae
Product: TRAF2 and NCK-interacting protein kinase-like
Exons: 35
Coding region: 343-4896 (1517 amino acids)
Biological process (GO): protein phosphorylation
Molecular function (GO): ATP binding; protein kinase activity
Source: RefSeq, a predicted model, not a curated record
CAGCAGCUUCUGUACCAGAAACAGAUCAGUCUCAGUAUUGCUUCACCUUACUCUGUAUGGUCUACAUCCCGCAGACAUGGACUUCCAAGUGCUGAUGUACACGGUGCUAUCGCUUUCUAUCCUCCACGCGUUUGCGCUCUAGCUGUGCGCUCCAGGCCCGAGGAGCGUCCAGCUGCUGACGAGAAAGGGACUGAUAUUAUUUUCUCAUUCACUGACACAUCACUGUGCAAGAGAGAGGGGGGAUAGUAGAGACCUAGCAGCAGAGGAGACCACACAGUCGUGACAGCUAAGACCGUUUCUGGAUAUCGGACAACAGACAGUGGCUUUUUUGUGUCCUCCAUCAUGGCGAGUGACUCUCCAGCACGGAGUCUGGACGAAAUCGACCUAUCUACUUUGAGAGAUCCCGUCGGCAUCUUUGAGCUGGUUGAGCUGGUGGGAAAUGGCACAUAUGGGCAGGUGUACAAGGGCUGCCAUGUUAAGACGGGGCAGUUGGCAGCAAUCAAGGUCAUGGAUGUCACAGGGGAUGAGGAAGAGGAGAUUAAGGCAGAAAUUAACAUGCUGAAGAAGUACAGUCACCAUCGGAACAUUGCUACCUACUACGGAGCUUUCAUCAAGAAAAAUCCGCCUGGCAUAGAUGACCAGCUAUGGCUGGUCAUGGAGUUCUGUGGAGCUGGCUCAGUGACUGACUUGAUCAAGAACACCAAGGGCAACUCUCUGAAAGAGGAAUGGACUGCUUACAUCUGCAGAGAGAUUCUCAGGGGUCUGACUCAUCUCCAUCAGCACAAGGUCAUCCACAGAGACAUCAAGGGACAGAACGUCCUGCUGACUGAGAAUGCAGAGGUCAAGCUAGUGGACUUUGGGGUUUCAGCCCAGUUGGACAGAACAGUAGGAAGGAGAAACACAUUUAUUGGGACACCAUAUUGGAUGGCGCCAGAGGUUAUUGCCUGUGACGAGAACCCUGAGGCCACAUAUGACUUCAAGAGUGAUUUAUGGUCACUGGGAAUCACAGCAAUAGAGAUGGCUGAAGGAGCACCACCACUCUGUGAUAUGCAUCCAAUGAGAGCCCUCUUCCUCAUUCCACGCAACCCUGCCCCCAGACUAAAGUCAAAGAAGUGGUCAAAGAAGUUCCAGUCAUUCAUAGAGAGCUGUCUAGUAAAGAGCCACAGCCAGAGACCCAGCACAGAGCAGCUCCUCAAACACCCAUUCAUCAAGGACCUGCCCAAUGAGAGGCAAAUUCGCAUCCAGCUCAAGGAUCACAUCGACCGCACCAAGAAGAAGAGAGGAGAGAGGGAUGAAACAGAAUAUGAGUAUAGUGGCAGUGAAGAGGAGGAUGAAGACAGAGACAGUUGUGAACCAAGCUCCAUCAUCAACAUCCCCGGGGAGUCAACCCUGAGGCGAGACUUCCUGCGCCUACAGCUCGCCAAUAAGGAGCGUUCAGAGGCCCAACGGCGGCAACAGCUGGAGCAACAGCAGAAUGAGGAGCACAAGCGCUUACUGUUGGCUGAGAGACAGAAACGCAUCGAAGAGCAAAAGGAGCAGAGGAGGCGACUGGAAGAACAACAGCAGCGUGAGCGUGAGCUGAGGAAACAGCAAGAGAGGGAACAGAGAAGACGUUAUGAGGAAAUGGAGCAGCUCCGUAGAGAAGAGGAGAGGAGGCAUGCAGAAAGAGAACAGGAGUAUAUCCGUAGACAGCUGGAAGAGGAACAGAGGCAGUUAGAGAUUCUCCAGCAGCAGCUACUGCAGGAACAGGCAUUACUGCUGGAGUACAAGCGCAAGCAGAUUGAGGAGCAGCGGCAGGCAGAGCGGCUACAGAGGCAGCUCCAGCAGGAGAGAGCCUACCUAGUGUCUUUACAGCAGCAGCAGCAGCAACAACAGCAGCAGCAGCAGCAGGAGGGAAGACAAGCAGAGAAGAAACCGCUUUACCACUAUAAGGAUGUCGUUAAUCCUAACGACAAGCCUGCCUGGGCUAAAGAGGUCCCGAAGCAGCAGCAGCAUGUUCAUGGUAACCCACCUCGUUCCCGCAUUCGACAUCAUCAGUCAUUCAACCAGCCUCAAACUUCAGCUUCUAGCUCUCACGGCCAAUCUAGACCUCAGGCCCCUAAGCAUAAUCUGUCUCAUUCUCCCCAGCUUCUCUCCAGCCAGCUUCCCCAUAUAUGUAUUUCAGUAGACCCUGGUGAACCCCUAGAUCCAGAGUUGAAGCUGGAGAUAAGCCAGCAGGUCAAAGAACUUAGAGCUCAGAAACACAAUCGAAGGGGGCGUAGCCCUGGGUAUGUCCCAGAGCACAGUAAGUCUGCUGGCCAAGGGCCCAGUAAAGGUCCUGUCAAGAGCCCCAAACAAGGCUCGCGUUAUCUACCAGAGCCUAGCAGUCAAAAUGGGAAGCAUAGAGAUAGACGUCUAUCUGUCCCAAGUCAGCCAACCAUUAAGGGGCUAAUGUCUCAAGACUCACAGCUUAAGGCUCGACCUCAUCCGAUAUCUCCAGGACAGAUCCAGAAUCCCAUGCCUUCCAAACCCGUGUCCUUAAUGGUGGAGGAGCGAUCCAAGCUGAACAGGCAGAGCUCUCCAGCACUGCAGCACAAAGUGUCCAACCGCAUCUCCGACCCCUCCCUCCCACCCCGCUCCGAGUCCUUCAGCAGCGGGGGCAUGCAGCCUGCCCGCACCCCACCCAUCCACCGUUCCAAUGAACCACAGAUGGCUCACCUGGUUCCUGUGAAAACCCACACUAGCUCCAUGUCUGGCUCUCAAUCUCUGCAGGACCAGAAAGACUCAGCUCUCAGUGAGAGUGUGAGUGUGGGCUCCCCCAGGCCUGAGAUGCCUCGUCAGAACUCAGACCCAACUUCUGACACCCCGGGACCUCCACAGCGCAAUGCUGGCAGGGAGGAACGGGAUCGUGACAGGGAUCGAGAUCGGGAUCGGGACAGAACCGCUUGGCUGAGAGAGGAGGACAUCCCACCCAAGGUACCCCAACGGACCACUUCCAUCUCCCCAGCCUUGGUCAGGAAAAACUCUCCUAAUGGAGGAGUAGGUCUGGGUCCUCGGACGGGUUCUCAGCUCAUAAGGGCAAGCAACCCUGACCUGCGGCGCUCUGAACUCUCUUUGGACGCUAUGCUGCAAAGAACCUCUUCCAACUCAUCAUCUUCCUCGUCCCCUUCAUCUCAGGGAGGUUCAGCUGAGAGGAGAGGUCAAACCAAGCAGGAGGGAUCCCCUCUAGGAGCCAAUCAAGAAGCAAAGCUCAAGCAGGAGGAGGGACGUGAAUCAACAAGACCCAGCAGACCUGCCGACUUAAGUGCAUUAGCUAAGGAACUCAGAGAACUAAGGGUAGAGGAGGGAAGCAGACCUCCAGUGAAGGUGACAGACUACUCGUCUUCCAGUGAAGAAUCAGAGAGCAGCGAUGAAGAUGGGGAGACAGACGGAACUGUUGCUGUGAGCGAUAUUCCCCGCAUAAUGCCAGCAGUGCAGAGCAGUGGAGAGUCAUAUGGAGGGUUGACAGAAGACUCUCUGGGAGAUGCGUAUAACAGCUCGAAGGACAGUACUCUAGUAAUGAGAGAGGCAGAGGAGAGGAGGAGAGGAGGUCAUAGUGAGAGUAACGGGUUUGGAAAUCAUGGUAACCAUGGUAACCUCCCUGACCUGGUGCAACAGAGCAACUCCCCGUCAGCGACGCCCACCACAGCCCUGCAGGAGCUCAGCGACAUGGCUGAGUUUGGUGUUGGUGGGUCCAAAGCAUCAUUUACUCCAUUCGUUGAUCCACGGGUCUAUCAGACCUCCCCAAGUGAUGACAAUGAGAACUCAGCAGCAGCCAUGUUUGCCAAUGAGCUGCUGAGGCAGGAGCAGGCACGACUAAAUGAAGCCAGGAAGAUCUCUGUGGUAAAUGUCAACCCCACCAACAUCAGACCCCACAGUGACACGCCAGAGAUCCGCAAAUACAAGAAACGCUUUAACUCCGAGAUCCUUUGUGCUGCACUCUGGGGUGUGAAUCUACUAGUGGGGACAGAAAAUGGUCUCAUGCUGCUCGACCGAAGUGGACAGGGAAAAGUUUAUAACCUGAUCACCAGAAGGCGUUUCCUACAGAUGGAUGUACUAGAGGGCCUCAAUGUGUUGGUCACCAUAUCUGGGAAAAAGAAUAAGUUGCGUGUCUACUAUUUAUCCUGGCUGAGGAACAGAAUAUUGCACAACGACCCAGAAGUAGAGAAAAAGCAGGGCUGGAUUACCGUAGGAGAACUGGAAGGCUGUGUGCAUUAUAAAGUUGUCAAAUAUGAGAGGAUCAAGUUCCUGGUGAUUGCUCUGAAAAAUUCAGUGGAAAUCUAUGCCUGGGCUCCAAAACCCUACCACAAGUUCAUGGCCUUUAAGUCAUUUACAGACCUACAGCAUCGUCCCCAGCUGGUUGACCUGACGGUAGAAGAAGGUCAGAGGUUAAAGGUCAUCUAUGGCUCCAGCGUGGGCUUCCAUGUCAUUGAUGUGGACUCAGGCAACCCUUAUGACAUAUACAUUCCCUCACAUUGUGCCAAACAGAUGAAGAUCCAGAGCCAGGUGACACCCCAUGCCAUCGUGGUGCUGCCAAAGACUGAUGGAAUGGAGAUGCUGCUGUGUUACGAGGACGAGGGUGUCUAUGUCAAUACCUAUGGUCGAAUCACCAAGGACGUGGUGCUACAGUGGGGAGAGAUGCCUACCUCUGUUGCCUAUAUUCAUUCUAAUCAGAUUAUGGGCUGGGGUGAGAAAGCCAUAGAGAUCCGUUCUGUAGAAACGGGUCACCUGGAUGGAGUUUUUAUGCACAAGAGAGCCCAGAGACUAAAAUUCCUGUGUGAGCGGAAUGACAAGGUAUUCUUUGCAUCCGUGCGCUCAGGAGGUAGCAGCCAAGUGUUCUUCAUGACGCUGAACAGAAACUCUAUGAUGAACUGGUGAUGUCUCCCCUUACUCACUCUGCCUCACUCUCCCACUGGUGGCAGCCGACCUUGUCCCACCACACAUCUCACAAGUGAACCCGACUCACCGAGAUGCCACAAAUGAACUGUUGCAACACUGGAGAGGCUAACAAAGUGUAGAGAGAGAAAAAGAAGUUAUUUUAGUGGGAAAAAGACCAAUUCUAAAUAAAGACAGAAGUUAUUCUAGAUUAAACCGGGUCAUUCAGAAGCCAUCCAGCUGACUGGCAAACUGGUGCCACCGACUUUCCAAACAAUCUCUUCUUCCCUGUUUCUCUGCAACUCUUCUUUUUAUGUAGCUCAAUUUUUGUCUUUAUUCCCUCAAAACUGACCAGUGCAUCCAAGUGUUUGACAAAUGUAGAAAUACACUUUUGACCUUUCUUAAACCCCCCCCCCCCCAUCCAUCUUGGUAGCUCAAAAGUCAUUUUUAGUCCUUUGAGACCCAUAUUCAUCAAUUUCUUUACUUCCUAUACACUGUAUGUGGAAUACUACUACACCUCAGAGAGAAGCAAUAUAUGAAUACAAUUUAAUCUAAAUUUAAAUAUACUUCUAAUAGAACGGUGCAGGGAGAGCAGCUGAGAGAUGACAAAUCCUCUUUGAAUGUCAGCGAUGAAAGCAGACAGCCUGAUUGAUUUUCUUUCUCCUUUGACACUCCCUUCCUCCUCCACUUCCUCCCCUCACUAUCUUUUGGUUUCUGAGAAAACCGAGUUGUGAUUUAAUGUUCGAUCGCAUGCCACCGAUAGAGAUGCGGUGAGACAUUCUGCCGUCAGGUUGGUCUUAACAGUAUGCAAAGAUGAUAUCUGUGUCCCUUUAAAAUGAAAUCACUGGUCCUUUCCCUUCUUUGUUUUCCUUUCCUUCCUUCCUCACCUCACCCCUUUUCGCCAACAUCGUGAUGAUGAUCUCUUCACUUUUACGUCUUUAAACUCUGAAGGUGCUGCAUCAGAUAUACUGUAAUAUUAAACGAGCAAUGGGAGUGGGGUUUUUUUGUUUUGUUUAUUUCUGUUCUUUUAUUUUUCUGUGGGACAGUUUUGAGUCAGACAGUCUUUGAAGUUUGAUGAAAUGUACAGCACAUCUGUGUCUCUGAAAUCAGGAGUGUAUUUUAGUGUGUACGUAUGCGUGCGUGUGUGAAUUUGUGUGUCUCAAUCAAAGUUGGACAUUGAAAUCAAUGUCCAGCGAGAAUAAAGUAAUUCAUGUCUUUGUGUGUAAACUUACCUUAAUCUGAUCAAAGCAACACUGAGUGUGUUUACAUGCAGAUUUAUAAUUUUAUCUUCGUAGUAUGAAGUUUAUGAGUUGGUGUCUGAACACCAUACGUUUAAAAUAGGCAAUAUUAAUGGCUGAUUUUGGGGGGGAGGGGGGUGUUUUGUGUGUUUCCAUGAACACAGUAGUGUCUUGGCUGUUCACUCUUACAGCCACUUAGCUGCAGAAAUAUGACAAUGCAUAUAAAGAGCUCAUAGCCUCAACAGGAUAUGAGCUACUAUCCCAAAUACUGUGUGCAUGUGAAAGCACUCGUUGUUAACAACUGUGGGGUCUUCUUGAAUCAUGCUCCUCCUUGGUUGGUUCUUCUGAUUUUUGGCUCCUAACUGUUUGUACAGUGCCUAGCAUGAUGUAAGCAAAACUUAAUCAGAGGCCAAAAAAUUACAGCUUUUUUUGGCCUAUAUGGUUACAUUACAGGUUUGUUUUUGGUUGGGUUUUUUUUUUAAUCUCUGUGAAGGUUAUUAUCUAACUUAACUCACUGGCGAUGUUAUUUUUCUCCACUUAUGGAGAUGUACAUUAACAAAUUUAAGAGUUUGAUUAUUCUUUGAAAGGAGCAACUAAUUAUGACGAAACUUUGCCAUAUAUGUCCAAAUACUUUGCACAGCUCAAUCAUCAAAAUUAUGAAAUUGAUUUUACUUGUCAAAAUUGAGGCGAUUUUGGCUUUACAUUAAAACCGUCAUCAACCCACCACCUGGAGACAAGCUUCGGGCAGCUCAUGUAGAACUCAGUUACUGUAACUAUAAAAAUGUGAAGACUUUGCAUGAGCAGUAAAUUAAAACCACUAAAGACCUAAAACUCACACCUUUAACCUAAAUGCAACCAGCUGGCACACCUGCCACAUAUAAUAGUCCUGGUGAUGGUUUAAAUUUAAAGUCAGAGCUUAAAAAGAUGGACUCCUGUUUUGUAAUAACUUUGCUCUUAGAUUUCUCAGUAAAUUGGUUUAUGGUUCACAAAAAAUGGACAUGUUUCUCAAUGUAAUGAUCCUCUGAUUGAAGUUCUUAUUUUCUGUUAAAUUGUUGAAUGUUUUCUGUUGUAUUUUCAAGGAUUCUUUACACAUCCAUAUACAGUAGUAGCUGUUACUGUGCACCUGUAACUUAGGGUUACCAAUCUCUGUUAGGGGGAGCAGGCUCUAACAUUAUAGCAAUAAAGAGCUUAGCUGCAGAAACCACUGUCUUCCAUGUGUGUGUAAGUGUGCACACAUGCAUUUCUGUGUCUGAUUAAUGAUCAUGUGGGAAUGGGGCAUUAUUGAGGUGUUUGUUAAUCAUUUAAUUCGCUCCCCUCAUUGGAAAAUGCUGACUGUCAUUACACUGAGGUUUCUCCUUUCAAAGACGAAACCACUUUAUUCUUUAUUCAAUUUAAUUCUUGUUUUCUUUAUUUUAAAAGAGCAUUACUAAUGUCCUGUUUUGGGAUUUAUUUGUUUUGUAAAAGAGAUGCUGUAAGAGAGAAAUAAAUGAAACUAGCAUUA